AUGGACGAGGUCGGCUGCUAUCACACGGAAUCUGUGCAAUUCCUCGGAAGCAGGCCUCCGGUUACUACCGUACCACGCAGAAUCAAAAGCCAGCUCCUACAAUUCGUGAAAUUUGCGUCCCUCGAACCUGACGAUAAAUCCCUCCUGCGCCUCGCGGCGGUUGCGGCUCUGGCCGUGCACAGUGUGGCCGCGCACUACGGGUUCCAGCAAUUCAGCGAGCGCGGGACCAAGUACCCGCCGUGGAUGUACAUCCGGCGCAACAGCAGCCCCGACUGGCUGCAGAACGGGCCCAUGACGGACCUGGCGUCCAGCGACCUGCGAUGCAAGGUGGGCGGCAGUCAGGUCAGCAACGGCACCGAGGCCAUCGCCAUGAAGGCCGGAGACGAGUUCACCUUCACGCUGGACACGGCCGUGCACCAUGCGGGCCCCGUCUGCCUUCGUUCGAAUAGCGAUUCACUCCAGGAUCGAAUUGAGGAUGAGCCAACCAAAAUCGGGGCGGUCGUUGGAGAGCUUGAGAACGUCGGCGUCGGUGUCACUGAGCUGGAUGCUGAUAUUAUCUUUGCCUGGGGUGUUGUAUUUGUCGAUGCGCUGGGCGGACUGCUGCUGGCUGCCGGAUCGACGUCGAGGACUUGGAUCAUUUUGGUGACCACCACAGUCUCGGUGACGCGGUUGGUAAUUGGCGGCCAUGUCUUGUAG
Chaetomium strumarium is the source of this 696-nucleotide messenger RNA. RefSeq lists its product as uncharacterized. The record is from RefSeq and is a predicted model, not a curated record. The transcript is spliced from 3 exons. The coding region runs from base 1 to 696 and encodes 231 amino acids. Lineage: Eukaryota; Fungi; Ascomycota; Sordariomycetes; Sordariales; Chaetomiaceae.